Messenger RNA from Chara braunii, 2844 nucleotides. Lineage: Eukaryota; Viridiplantae; Streptophyta; Charophyceae; Charales; Characeae. The record is from the annotation of a GenBank genome assembly.
UUGGGAUUGAAGAGAAAGCGCAGAAGUUCAUUUUCAACCCCUUUGGGCAGGCAGACUCGAGCGACACGCGUGCAUAUGGAGGGAUGGGGCUACAGCUCCCAGUGUCGAAGCGACUGGUGGAACUGAUGGGAGGAGCAAUGGGGUUUGAGAGUCAGACUGGAACUGGCACUUUGAUGUACUAUCAUUUGCCACUCUGGGCACCAUCUGUUGCUGGGGAUAAGGUAAAAGGCGGCAUUCUAAAAUUUAUGGGGUCUCCCAAGGAGGAGGAGGGAAGUGAGGUCACGCCUGGGACGGUCACGGAGAAUGGAAGGAAGAACAGCAGGGAAAAUGUCGGGGAUCAGGGUUUCGUUAUGUCACACAGGAAGAUGGAUGCCAGAACUCCACGAGAGGAUUUUGCUUCGUUAAAAAGUAGGGUAGAAGGACUGCAUGUGGUGUAUGUCGAUGACAGUUUGUUAAGGCAAACGACUGUGAAGUACAUCAUGCGGAGAUUAGGUUUACGGAUCUCUCUAGUUAGGAGCUUAGAUCUUGUGGCAGGCGUUCUUGCUAAUGCCCGUAGCGAAGUUUUGCUGGAUUUAGGUCAGUCAUCCCUUGCAUCGGCGGAGGACUCAAGAGAUAAGGUUAGUCAUCAUCGGUCCAGCACAAUCGGGAGAAUUGGGCAGGUGCACAGGAUUGCAAUCUUAGUUGCUUGUGAGUAUUUUUCUACGUUUCAAAAUGUACAGGCUGCAAAAAAGUCGUUGCUGUCGACCAUAGCAAGCAUUGAGCAGUCGAAUGACCGCAGCGGUGCGGGGGGUAGGGUCGAUAGUGGUAAGACGUCGUUCAGUUUGUUUAAGGGUUUUGUAUGCAGGAGUCAGUCCGAUCAAGAAACGGGGAGAGCACUUGGGUUCGAUACAAUGCUCUUGAAACCGUUGACGACUCGUACAGUGUGGAGCAGCCUUGUCGAGAUGACGACGGGGAAGAUGCGACCUUUAUCUGCAAAACGUGUUUCCGGUAAACAAGUUGCCGAUCCUCAGCUCACACCAUCAUCACCAGAGUCGCUAUCCACUUCUUCUUCACCCCAGCCAGGCACUGUUGCAUCAGCUACUUCCCCUUCAGUGCCUUCACAGCUGGAUGACGACAAGAAAGGGUCCAUUCCUGAGGUUAUUCUGAAGUCGCUUUCAGGAAAGAAAGUCUUGGUGGUUGAUGACAUGCUGCUGAAUAGGAAGGUGGGAGUGAAGAGCAUGGAGAAAUAUGGAAUGCUUGCAGAGUCAGUGGGUAGUGGAAAAGAGGCACUGACAAAACUUCAACCUCCACAUGAGUUUUACUUUGUGUUGAUGGAUUUGCAGAUGCCAGAAAUGGAUGGGUUUGAGACAACACGACUGAUACGGAAACUGGAAUCGGAGGCAAAUGCAGCAAAGUCCAAGGACCCUAUAAAACCAGUUCCUAUUAUCGCCUUCACAGCAGAUAUGAGAGAAGAAUCCAAGCAUGCUGCUAUGGAGUGUGGUAUGGAUGGCUACCUCACGAAGCCCAUCGACGAUGAGAAGAUCGCUCAGAUUGUUGAUGUUGUGGAUACGGGAAUUGGGAUUGAAGAGAAAGCGCAGAAGUUCAUUUUCAACCCCUUUGGGCAGGCAGACUCGAGCGACACGCGUGCAUAUGGAGGGAUGGGGCUACAGCUCCCAGUGUCGAAGCGACUGGUGGAACUGAUGGGAGGAGCAAUGGGGUUUGAGAGUCAGACUGGAACUGGCACUUUGAUGUACUAUCAUUUGCCACUCUGGGCACCAUCUGUUGCUGGGGAUAAGGUAAAAGGCGGCAUUCUAAAAUUUAUGGGGUCUCCCAAGGAGGAGGAGGGAAGUGAGGUCACGCCUGGGACGGUCACGGAGAAUGGAAGGAAGAACAGCAGGGAAAAUGUCGGGGAUCAGGGUUUCGUUAUGUCACACAGGAAGAUGGAUGCCAGAACUCCACGAGAGGAUUUUGCUUCGUUAAAAAGUAGGGUAGAAGGACUGCAUGUGGUGUAUGUCGAUGACAGUUUGUUAAGGCAAACGACUGUGAAGUACAUCAUGCGGAGAUUAGGUUUACGGAUCUCUCUAGUUAGGAGCUUAGAUCUUGUGGCAGGCGUUCUUGCUAAUGCCCGUAGCGAAGUUUUGCUGGAUUUAGGUCAGUCAUCCCUUGCAUCGGCGGAGGACUCAAGAGAUAAGGUUAGUCAUCAUCGGUCCAGCACAAUCGGGAGAAUUGGGCAGGUGCACAGGAUUGCAAUCUUAGUUGCUUGUGAGUAUUUUUCUACGUUUCAAAAUGUACAGGCUGCAAAAAAGUCGUUGCUGUCGACCAUAGCAAGCAUUGAGCAGUCGAAUGACCGCAGCGGUGCGGGGGGUAGGGUCGAUAGUGGUAAGACGUCGUUCAGUUUGUUUAAGGGUUUUGUAUGCAGGAGUCAGUCCGAUCAAGAAACGGGGAGAGCACUUGGGUUCGAUACAAUGCUCUUGAAACCGUUGACGACUCGUACAGUGUGGAGCAGCCUUGUCGAGAUGACGACGGGGAAGAUGCGACCUUUAUCUGCAAAACGUGUUUCCGGUAAACAAGUUGCCGAUCCUCAGCUCACACCAUCAUCACCAGAGUCGCUAUCCACUUCUUCUUCACCCCAGCCAGGCACUGUUGCAUCAGCUACUUCCCCUUCAGUGCCUUCACAGCUGGAUGACGACAAGAAAGGGUCCAUUCCUGAGGUUAUUCUGAAGUCGCUUUCAGGAAAGAAAGUCUUGGUGGUAAGUUGACCUUACCUCACCCGACCUCGACUGCUUUUUUUUUUUUUUUUUUUUUUUUUUUUUUUUUUUUUUUUUUUUUUUUUUUUUUUUUUUUUAAUCAAGCUCCGAUCUAUUC